AUGGCUUUCGAUGUCCCGGAUGGAUCGCUGGAACAGAUCAUCACCAUUUUCCCAAACAUCGGCGCUAAAAGCUGUCUCACUGUUAUGUGUACUGUUACUGGCUCUGCGCCUAAACAAGGGCAAGGAGUUUGUUGUGAUGUUCAGGAUGUGAGAGAAGCAAGUGCUGGAAGAAAUGCAUAUAAACUGUUUCGAAAAAAAACCGCGGAGAAUACCAUAGAUGUGAAUAGAGACUGUAGUUAUUUAUUGAAAAGAGUGAAGGAGGAUCCGAUCUCCACUCUCCCAUCCUCCUACGAUGUCGCAUCCCGGAUCGCUUUGGAUAAUCUUGAUUGGGGAGGAGCGCCAAGAUUUUCAAAUACCCUUUUCUUUCAUGGCAACGCUGUUGGUAUUCGUAUUUUCGGUCUAACAUUUAAUCUAGAUGAAAUUUUACAGGAUUUAAUCACAGAUAGCAAUCACGGCGCUGCCAACCGGGCUGCCUUCUUGUCUGGAACUUGCUUCCCAAAUGGCGUAACUGGUUGGAGUAAACAAGCAGAGGAGUUGCUAAAGAGAGUAUUCCACGAUGGACCGAAGUGUGGUGUAUGUGGAGAGGACGGGCAUGAAAACACGGGCGGGGACAUCGUCUGCCCAGGAAGGGUACCCGGGGUGUUGAGCCCGUCGCGCAUAUAG
Molecule: messenger RNA, 663 nt
Organism: Acanthocheilonema viteae
Lineage: Eukaryota; Metazoa; Nematoda; Chromadorea; Rhabditida; Onchocercidae
Source: the annotation of a GenBank genome assembly